GAAGAUCGCCGCGGUUCGUCAGUCGCGCUUUAACAGCCUUGCGCGAUGCAUCAGAGAAAUAAUGGGGGUAGGAAAAUCAGCGGUGGUGGUAAUGUGUUCGAUGUGAUAAAGGCGACGUGUUAUAAAGGAUGAUAAGGCACGUGGUGUAGUGCCCAACAUCAUUCUAAAAAAAGAAAAAAGAAAGAAAAAAAGUAAAUCAAGAAGCUCUUUUAAUUAUUUUGUAUUCGGCUAUUCGUCCUUCGUUCUUUGUCAGUGUGGUGUUUCUUCCUUGUGUGUUAUAUUUCGAAGAAACUAGAUGACUCGGACGUGUAGAAAAAUUCGGAAGGGUUUACGGCCAAGGUAGCGCCGGCCCUCGUGCGAUUGCCAAUCAAAAGGAACUAUUUAUUCGAUAAUUUGUCGAUGAUUUUCGAAUGAAAGAUGAUUAUUCGAAAAACAAUAUUAGAAAAUACGACGAUGCGAAGAACACCGGCGUGCCUUCUUCACUUCUUCGAUUAUUACCUGCUGAAACGUCAAUGAUAUUCGUUUGGCGAAUUUCGUGAUGCAAGAGUAACGCGAUUUACUCGUUUAAGACAAAAGAAAAAGAAACCCUCUCAUCCCCUUCAGAAUAUUAACUUUCCUACAGAAGAGGAGGAGGAGGAAGAAGAAGAAGAAGAAGAAGAAGAAGAAGAAGAAGAAGAAGAAGAAGAAGAGAAUAGUCUUACUGUCUACUCUCUUAUCGAGUGUAAGUUGAACGAUUUCGAAACGAAAUGCUAAUUUAAUUAGAUGUCUAUCGAUCGUCCGUGCGUACGUGCUUACGAAAUGGCGGUGGAAAGGAUCGGAUAGGAAAGAAUGUGCGUGUGUAUUCAUAGACCGUUUUGUUGUGUCAUCCUCUCUUUUGAAAAUCUUUCUCCUGUACCUUCAUUUUCACGAGAACAAGAUUUACACGUUCGUAGAUUUAUAGUGUCGGAUUUAGUCGCGUGCCGACGCAUGGCCGCGUGAUCGCAACUCGCGUGGCUUUUCAAGAAUACCUGCUUUGUUAUGUUUAUAUUCAUUAUGCAUUUUAUAUUAUUGCGAAUUUUUCUUCCUACAUAUUUCUGUUUACAGAUCAGACUAUCAAUUAAUUUGUCAAAGCCGAAAAAACAUGAUAUGAUAUAAUUUAUUUUUUUAGAACGAUUUUAUAGUUAACGGAUGCUGAAAGAGAGGAAGAGAGAAAAUGAUGAAUGAUCGAGAGUAUGUCUCGGACAUAUUUUGGCACCUUCACCAUCGUAUGUAUAAGAUUUCAACGUUAACUUGACUUUCUAAUACCGAAAGAUAUUUAAUGUGUCGAUUUGUUGAAGAUUCAAAAAUAUAACGUAAUAACUUAUGUCUAUAUUUAUAACUAUAUUAAGUGUAUAUUUGCACACUCAAACGAUUAUUUCCCCAUUCGAAAUGUCUUUAAUGUAGUCAUCUUUUUACGAAGAAUUGCUAUCGUUUGUUUAAUUUUCUCUCUCUCUUUCUCUCUCUCUCUUUUUCUCUUUCAAAUCUAUUGGUUUGCAACAAGUGCGCGUUCUAUUUUCAUUUUCCUCGAUGUUCUGCUUUGCGUUACCUCAUUAUUAACACUAACUGUUUUCUUUUGUAACGUUUUAAAAUUUGUUAUAGCAAAUGUACUUUGCUCAUUGAUAAAUACAUGUGCGAUUUAAUGAGAUACCCGAUAAGGUUAUCGCUUAAGAAAUAUUGAAAGAGUUUCGGUGCUCUUUGAAUUUUAAUUAAAUUAAAUGUUCGAUGCAGAAUAGAAAUGCUUUCGGAAACUCUUUUCAAAGUUGCUCUACUGUAUCUCAAUCGAAUGAUCUUUAAACUUCUUUUCAGUUAAAUGCAACAUCAAUUUUAAAAAGUUUUCAUUUCCCGGAAGUCCCGGAGAAAGUUAUUUUCUUGAAAGUUACUAAAGCUAAAAGACUUGUCUUUCUAUUUCUCUAUUUCGAACGAUUGAACGAAAUAAAGAAGAUUCUAAAGUCGUACUAUUAAAAGCUUUCUGGAAUAAUUCUCUUGGUAUUCGCGAACGCGGGGUCGUUGUUCGAGUAUCUGGUUCGAGAGUCUAUACUACUAGCAGUGAUGUUUAUGUAACCAGUUGGAACAGUAUCGUGUGAAAUACAUACAUAUAUUAUACAUAAAUGAAACUUUGAAGAUAUAAUAAAGCAAUGUUCUAGCUUCGAGUUUGAAUUUCGUGAAAGGUGUUUCGUGUUUCUCGUGGAACGACGAAGGAUGGACGAAAAUAUCGUCGGUAGAAGGAAUCGUCGUGCCGCACGUUAUGUUCUUGGUGGUGCGCGACGGCGAGCUCGUCGACGAAAUCAUCGACGAAGUCAUCGAGGAAAAGGCUCAACCGAGCUCGAAUUACUCGAAGAUAAGCCGUUCUCUUCCUUUUCAUCAUCUUUAUCUCCCUUUAUACUCUUCUUCGUUGCUUCCACGAGAAAACGCCGAAGGAAGGAAGAAAGAGAAGAAGAAGAAGAAGAAGAAUCAUUGUCGUCGUUGUUAUCCUUCAAGAUCGUUGGCCGUUGUCUAGGAGUCCUAUCAAGAGGCUCCUAGUGUAAUUGAAUGGAAACCAAAGUGAGUGAAGAAAGGAGACAAUAUGCCUGGCAUCGUGGUAUUCCGACGACGCUGGAGCGUCGGCAGCGACGAUCUCGUUGUACCUGGUGCCUUCCUCUUCGUUUUACAUCUCAUAUGGGUGACGGUACUUGGAGUCCUACUAGGAAUCCUUCAAUGGGAUCGAAGUAUUAUGUGUAUAUUUCUUCUAUGGGAAUACAUAUUAGGCUAUCUCGUGCUUUUCAUAGUCUCGAUGGCGGUGGAGUUCUCAGUCUGUUUCCUUGCAACGAGGGGAAGCAUUUUGGAUACUGCAGCAAGGGCACCAAUGCAAUAUAUACUUUAUAUUCGCUUAUUCCUCUUAUUGGUAGAAGCAGGAUGGUUGUGUGCAGGAGUUACCUGGUUAACACGAUUCUAUCAAUCCUGCCCUGUGGACCAAAUCAAGGACGUGAUGUUGGGUUUGGUGAUAUCCAAUUGGUGUGUGUUGGCAUUUGUGAUGGUAACGGUAUGGUGUACGUACGACGCCGCCGGCAGAUCCUGGGUGAAAAUGAAGAAAUAUCAACGUAGCAUGAGGGAAGCGGAAUCAAGGGGAGGUAGAUUACACUACAAACGCAGUGGUAGCAGAAACCGAAAUUGGCGACAACGAAAAGUUAUACGUGCCUAUCAAGAUAGUUGGGACAACAGAUGCAGAUUAUUGUUUUGUUGUAUGGGAAAUUCCGAUCGAAAUAGAAACUCUUUCGCUGACAUUGCCAGACUUUUGAGCGACUUUUUCCGUGACCUUGACGUGGUACCAUCGGACGUAGUAGCCGGGCUGGUGCUUUUAAGAAAAUUUCAGAAAAUCGAAAGAGAACUGAUAGUGAAACAGAAGAAAAACGACACGUAUGAGUUCCUCUCAGGCGUGCCAGUAACGCCUCGUACUAAGUUUCUCUCCUUGACCGAGGACGGCGAUCUGGGCCAUUUCCAGUUGGCCAUUCAUUAUAUGCACUUCGCCCUCGCUGCCUACGGUUGGCCUAUGUUCCUCGUUAAUCAUUCUACAGGACUCUGCCAGUUGUGCACGAGGUUAAGAUGCGCUUGCUUUCCGUGCGGUAAUCGUGAGGACGAAGCCACGAUAGUGGAAGACAACUGUUGUCAAUGUAAUUAUGCGGCUUUAAGGAAAAUGGUUGAAGUUGGCGAAGUUGAAGUUGUUUAUGCGACCUUUCACGUGGACGUCGGGGAAACACCGUUUUUUGUAGCACUUGAUUACUCGAAAAAAAAGGUUGUCGUUAGUAUACGUGGAACGCUCAGUAUGAAAGACGUUUUAACAGAUUUAAAUGCAGAAGGCGAAGUGUUACCAUUAACUCCACCAAAAGACGAUUGGCUAGGUCACAAGGGUAUGGUUCAAGCCGCAGAAUACAUACGCAAAAAACUUCAAGAAGAGAAUAUUAUCGCUCGAGCACUAUCGAAGGAUCCUUCGAGAGGCACCGAUCAUUUUGGAUUGACAUUGGUUGGUCAUUCCCUUGGUGCAGGCACCGCUGCGAUACUUGCAAUUUUACUUAGGCAAGAAUAUCCGGAUUUGAUAUGUUUUUCUUUCGCACCACCCGGUGGAUUGCUCAGUAUGCCAGCUCAGCAAUAUUCUCAAGAAUUUACGACUUCCGUAGUUGUAGGGAAGGACGUUGUACCUAGGAUAGGAUUACGACAGAUGGAAAGUUUAAGGGCCGACCUUAUAAAUGCGAUAAAAAGAAGCGUCGAUCCCAAGUGGAAAACGAUAGCUUGCUCGGUAAUGUGUUGCGGAUGUAGCUCGACACCCACGUCGGCAGCUAAUAUGGAGGCUGGUGGAUGUAUCAGCGAAUAUCAAAGAGAUAAAGAUCUAGCACGAUCUCAAGCGAUCGUACCUACUGACUCGAGUAUAGCUUUGACAUUGCAUAGGCCACUUUUUCCACCUGGUAGAAUUAUUCACGUUGUUCGGCAUCAUCCUAACAAGGGCGAGAAAAAGUAUGAGUCACGGUGGAGGCAGGUGUUGUCUAAACGCGAACCAGUCUACCAAGCAUUGUGGGCAGGACCAUGCGACUUCGACGAGGUGUUGAUAAGUCCAGUGAUGAUACAGGACCACAUGCCGGAUAACAUGCUGAAGGCUUUGAAUAAGGUUGUAACAACCCUGGGACCAGCGAAGCCACAACGUUUGGCAUCUGGACAUGCUUCGUCUGCUGAACCAUCGGAAGCUCGUGAACCUGCGGAAGUCCAGGAGCUCGAGAUUGAACAAGAGAUGAGGGCACUUCUCUCACCUUCGACCCCAGUCAAAUGCCAGAGCAGUAAUCUAGCAGGGACCCCACCUCACAAGCUUUGCCUCGAGACGAGUUUCACAUCCCUGCAGAGCCCUACGGAAUUCCCGCAGGCUGGUCGAGAACUUAGCGUUGACUCCAGAGGAAUACCAUGGGAAUACGUCAGCUUGGCCAGCGACUUACUCAACACACCACGACCAGACGAUAGUAAAUUAUCGAAUCGUCGUGGAGAUUGGGAAGAUGUCUCUCGUACCGCACCCCUUGCCACCCCCGAAACAUUAUCAGAAACAUCGAGUAAUCCACCCUCACCGAUACCACCACCAAGACCAAUGAGACGCACACCAAAGAUUCCGGGAAACUUGUCAACGGCGGCGGACGACCUCAAAAACAAUCUCCAUUUUGCAAUGCUCUCGGCGAAGAAUUACUUUCUGAGGGAGGAGAAUAUUGGAAGUAAUAGCAGUAGUGGUAAUAGUGAAGCAAGCUACGAAAGUGCCAAGAGUUUGACAACUGAUCUUCCGCCGCCUGUACCAAGAAGAAGGGAUUCGGUUACCGUUAGAAGAGAGCAAAGGGUAUGCACGGCUGCGUGUUGUAGAGACGAUCUAUCGGAAAAUUCAUCUACUCGUGCAUCCUCUCAUUCCUCAAGAGUGUCACGUACAUCUCAUCACGUGCAAGUAGAUUUUCCAGAAGGAGAUAAUGAAACGAACGGGUCUAGUUUAGAUUUCUUUGAAGCUAAGGGCUCGUCCGGUCAACGCGACAGCAGCAACGACGUAUUCCUUAGCGUUAGAAGUUCUCCAGAAUGUAAAGGCUUGAUGGCACCUGCCACUGAUCUUGGUGCCGAAUGGAAAAGAAGGUUCGAUGCUACUGGAAUAAGCGGUGAUGCAUCGUUACCUCUUCUUCGUGGUCUUUCGCCAACACCAACUACCGCACAACACAGUUCUUCGCCGUUCUUUAAUGCUAAGCGGAAGAAAUAUGUUUAUCCUAUUACAUUGAUGGGUCGAGGUGAAAGCAGCGUCUAACGAAAAAAAAAAAAGAAAAAAAAAGGAAGCAAAAUGAUCGACAAUUUUUAUGAUAACUUUUCUAGCCUAAUCGAAAGUAAAGGAAAGGUAAUAUCUUUUUGAAGUCUGUUUAAAAAAAAAUAAAAAAUAAAUAAAAGAAAGGAAUCAUCGAUGACAACUGAGAUUAGAAUGAAGAUUAUAACUUGUGCCAAUAUGAUCGUGUUCUCUUGGUUUGAAGUUUCAAAGUUUUUCUAGAAAUACGUUUUACGAACAAUUAGAUUUAUAAAACAAGGGCAAAUCGAUUAGAUUAUAAGCUUAAAAAUGGUAACAUUGAUUUGUCGAUUAAAUACUCGUAUAACAAAUAUUUAUAAACGGUGUUAGACAAUAUUUAAUCGAAUUAAUGAUCAACGAUUGCAAUUAAAAUAUUUAAAAUUAUUACAAUUAAUGAUUAAGGGAUGAAAGUAUCCACAGACUAGUUCGUCAAUGACGCGAGUCUAUAGAGUAGCAAAGUCAAUGAUUUGAUGAAUCUACGAAGUAAUUUGUCAAUAUCAAAAUUUUAAUCAUACAAUUGACGGAUAUAUAAAUAAACAUUGAAUUAUUAAUUGCGAUUGAAAAUUAAAAAUUUUAAUUGCAAUCGUUGUAAUAAAUAAUCGAAUUGAAUAUUGAUGAACACUGUGUUGAUAAAUCUUUAAAAGCGACGAUGUGAUUAAACACGAACAGUUCUGCAUUUAAUUGAUGUCUUUUAUUUGUUUUUGUUUAUUUAUUUUUUACUUAUUUAUAUAGAUUU
Molecule: messenger RNA, 6572 nt
Organism: Polistes canadensis
Lineage: Eukaryota; Metazoa; Arthropoda; Insecta; Hymenoptera; Vespidae
Gene: inaE
Product: sn1-specific diacylglycerol lipase alpha
Exons: 18
Coding region: 2582-5806 (1074 amino acids)
Biological process (GO): lipid metabolic process
Cellular component (GO): postsynaptic membrane; dendrite membrane
Source: RefSeq, a predicted model, not a curated record